Tigriopus californicus is the source of this 1640-nucleotide messenger RNA. Its product is annotated as putative RNA-binding protein Luc7-like 1. The coding region runs from base 207 to 1403 and encodes 398 amino acids. Gene Ontology annotation, molecular function: mRNA binding. Gene Ontology annotation, biological process: mRNA splice site recognition. The record is from RefSeq and is a predicted model, not a curated record. Lineage: Eukaryota; Metazoa; Arthropoda; Copepoda; Harpacticoida; Harpacticidae. Gene Ontology annotation, cellular component: U1 snRNP; U2-type prespliceosome. The transcript has 6 exons.
GGCCGGCCGAGUGGCAGACUUCGCAAUUCGCUGACCUUACCACCUCCAGAUCCUCACCAUCCGAAAGGCCAAGAAGAGACUACAUCUCGAAGGCUAACCAGAUCCUCCCUAGGCGGUUGUGGGCGUUGCGUUGAGUGUAGAUCGCCAUCCAUCCAUCCAUUGGCCCGCCUGUGCCUUCGGCGGGCUAACCGGGAUCGCUGACCAUUAUGUCGGCAUCAGAGCAAAUGCGAGCCAUGCUGGACCAAUUGAUGGGCACCACGCGCGAUGAUCCCAAUGGUGGUGGAAUCAAUGGCAUCAAGUUCACCGACGCUCAAGUCUGCAAAUCGUUCCUUUAUUCGUGUUGUCCACACGAAAUUCUCGCAUCAACGAGAAUGGAUUUGGGAGAUUGUUCCAAGAUUCACGAGUUUGCGCUUCGAGCUGAUUAUGAGCGGGCGGCCAAGAACAAGGACUAUUUCUACGAUGUAGAUGCCUGUGAGCAUUUGAAAAGUUUCAUCGACGAUUGUGAUCGAAGAACUGAAUUGGCCAAGAAGCGUUUAGCCGAAACCCAAGAAGAAUUGUCCGCUGAAGUGACCAGUAAAGCAGAAAAAGUCCAUCAACUGGCUGAAGAUAUUGGGAAGAAGUUGGCCGAAGCCGAGCAAGCUGGAGCUGAGGGUAAAGUCGAAGAGAGCAUGAAACUCAUGGAAGAGAUUGAAGAGAUCCGGAAGAAGAAGGCUUUGGCUGAACAAGAGUAUCGAAACUCUAUGCCUGCCAGUUCCUAUCAGCAGCAGAAGCUUCGCGUGUGCGAAGUGUGCUCGGCAUACCUUGGCAUUCACGACAAUGAUCGACGAUUAGCCGAUCACUUUGGGGGCAAAUUGCACUUGGGGUUCAUCAAGAUCCGAGAGAAGCUGGCCGGACUGUUGGACAACUUCGAGGAUCGAAAAGCGAAACGUCGAGAAGCCAGGCUUCAUGAUGCCGCCCUUGGGGGCGAUGCGGUCACGGAAAAUCACUUUCGAGUUGGUCGAGGCGGUUUGACUGAUGCUUAUCGUGAAAAAGAACGGUUCCACAUGGAACGCGAAAGAGAUCGCGAUCGACCCAGGGGGGAUCGAGAUCGCAAUCGAGACCGCCGACGAAGCCGAUCACGAGACCGAAGUCGGUCUCGUGAUCGCAACCGUCGUCGUCGGUCCCGUAGUCGAUCUCGAUCCCGAGAUCGGCAUCGUCGUCGCCGUCACAGGUCUAGGUCCAAAGACAGGAGACGUCGAUCCCGAUCUAGAGAUCGAAAACAAAGAUCUCGAUCAAAGCGAAGUGAAUCGCAGGAACGUGCGAAACGAUCCAAGUCAAGCGAUCGCUUCAGGGACGAAUCUCCAGGACAUCAAGGAUUUGCGGACCCUGUUAUGCCAACAAUCGACGAUCAAGAUAGUGCGUGAGUGUUACCAAGCAUUCUUCCUCUUCAUUGAGUAUCACGAUUAUCGUAACUACCCCGGUCGUUAAGACCAACCACAUUCGUGUAUUAUUCGAUUAUUCGUAGAGGUAACUGACGACGUUGAUAUCGCGGAUUAUGGGGCGGAGUCGUCGUUGAUUUUGAAUUGCAUUACGCUAGCAGACGCUAAAUUUCCUUAUUUCCACAAUUUCACAUCGGGAAAAAAUAAAUCUGUUUCAAAAAA